Molecule: messenger RNA, 481 nt
Organism: Drosophila hydei
Lineage: Eukaryota; Metazoa; Arthropoda; Insecta; Diptera; Drosophilidae
Product: thyroid transcription factor 1-associated protein 26
Exons: 3
Coding region: 94-447 (117 amino acids)
Source: RefSeq, a predicted model, not a curated record
AUUUUACCAAGCAGUGCUGUAAAGUAGGCAAAUGUUUGUAAUCAGCUGUUUCUCCCACGUGCCGCUGUGUUUAUAAAAGUAUUUUGCAAAACAAUGAAGCCGAAACCGCAAAAGAACCAAGGCAAAUUUCACAAAAAACCUGCAAGAGCAGAUCAAAAGCAGAAGCCCAACUUCAAGCAAAAGGACAAGAUAAAACUGCAGAAGUCGGACAACAAACCAAACAAACCUGAAAUACGGAAUAUGAUACGGAAACAAAAGGCUGCACAGGCGCAGGCGGAACGUGAAAAGAUCAAGGCCGAAAAGGAGGCACGUAUCAAGGCAUACAAGAAGCAACGCCUGGAGAAGACCAAAGUCAUCAGCAAGCGCACACAGCGUGGCCAGCCCCUGAUGAAGGAUCGUAUGCAGUUGCUGCUCAAGCAAAUCGAGGAGAUGAAGGGACGCCAAUGAUAAGGACACUCAGGCUCUUCUCUCCACACAGCCC